Messenger RNA from Penicillium psychrosexuale, 261 nucleotides. RefSeq lists its product as uncharacterized. Lineage: Eukaryota; Fungi; Ascomycota; Eurotiomycetes; Eurotiales; Aspergillaceae. The transcript is spliced from 2 exons. Bases 1 to 261 code for a protein of 86 amino acids. The record is from RefSeq and is a predicted model, not a curated record.
AUGCCCGUCCCCUCGAAUCGACGCACCGACACUAUCAGCAUUGAUCCGCUGUGCCAAAAGGUCGAGACCAAAUCUUUCAAACUUAUUCCCACAUUUUUCCCACGGGAAACAAUCGGUCUACGAAUACAAGCAGCAACAAUCCAAUUCCCAAUCAAGGGAUAUACCAACCUCCCACCGCCAAUACCAGCUCCCACAAACACGAACUAUCCCUUGACAGACACGAGAGACUUGCAGUCGAUGCAGGUCCUCAACCAGCGGUGA